Grosmannia clavigera kw1407 is the source of this 2985-nucleotide messenger RNA. RefSeq names its product c6 zinc finger domain containing protein. The record is from RefSeq and is a predicted model, not a curated record. Gene Ontology annotation, molecular function: DNA-binding transcription factor activity, RNA polymerase II-specific; zinc ion binding; DNA binding. Lineage: Eukaryota; Fungi; Ascomycota; Sordariomycetes; Ophiostomatales; Ophiostomataceae. Bases 1 to 2985 code for a protein of 994 amino acids. The transcript is spliced from 4 exons. Gene Ontology annotation, biological process: regulation of DNA-templated transcription; DNA-templated transcription.
AUGUUGUCCAACCCGCUGCACCGCUUCUCUCCCUAUCACGCCAUCUCGUCCCCCAUCAGCCACCAUCCCACAGACACCAUGCACACGUCCGAUCUCGACGCGCUCGCCCAGGGCUCCCAUCUCGCCCUGCAGCAGCUGCAGCAUCAUGUCGGACUGCAGGUGAAGCAUCGCCAGAAUACGUACGGGUCGGCCGGAGCGCCCAGUGCCAGCGUAGGGCAUGUUCGCCGCCGCAUCAGCAGGGCUUGCGACCAGUGCAACCAGCUGCGCACCAAAUGUGAUGGCCAGAACCCGUGUGCACACUGCACUGAAUUUGGCCUUGGCUGUGAAUACAUCCGCGAGCGAAAGAAGCGUGGCAAGGCAUCCCGCAAAGAUCUCGCCCGCCAGGCCGCUGCUCAGGCUGCCGCCACCGCCGUCUCCCAGGGCAAGACGGAUGACGGCCAGAACAGCGGCGAUUCUUCAGACCAAAAUGACGGCAUCGGGCGAUCCAACAGAGAGUCCGUCAUGAUUGCGAGUGUCGAGCAGAGCGGCUCUGCAGCCGUAGCCAUCACUACACCAAUCAUCGGUGACAGCCUGAUGAGCGAUUUGGCCGAUGACGAGCUGCAGCGCAGCCGGCGAACAGGCAGCCUGGAAAGCCUUGGGGACAUUGGAAGCUUGCACGUCCAACUAGACCACAGCAGUACGCAGCAGCAGCAGCAGGGCCUGGACAGCUCGCCUGUUCCCAGCCUCGACCUCAACGGCUACGGCCCCGUCCACACACCGCCGUACGCCCAACGCCAGGUCGCCGCCUCUGCAGCCGAAGAGUCGGCCUUGAGUGCGAUGGGCUCCUUGGGGGCUGCCCACGUGAUGAAUGGAGUGGCAACAGGUCACACAUCUUACACGACGCCGGCCGCCAUGUCUGGCUAUCCAGACCUAUCAACCUACAAUCUGUCACAGCUUCGCUACCCCGUGCUCGAGCCGCUGGUCCCACAUCUCGGCGGCAUCAUGCCUCUGUCGCUGGCCUGCGACCUCAUCGACCUCUAUUUCACCAGCUCGUCGUCCGCUCGGAUGCACCCAAUGUCGCCCUAUGUGCUCAGCUUUGUCUUUCGCAAGCGCUCCUUUCUGCAUCCUACGAAGCCUCGCCGCUGUCAGCCCGCCCUGCUGGCCAGCAUGCUCUGGGUGACCGCCCAGACCAGCGACGCCCCCUUCCUAACGCGCGUCCCCUCAGCUCGCCUCAAGACGUGCCAGAAACUGCUAGAUCUGACGAUUGGCCUCUUGAGGCCGCUGGUUCACGCGCCAUCGUCAGCUGCUGACAUGGGCUCACCCACCGACAACUCCACCAUGUCCUCGAUGCUUGCAAUGGGCGUCAUGGGAGCAGUAAGCAAUGGCCUAGGCAUGUCUUUAGGCGGCGACUCUUUCGGCUUGGAGGGCGGUCUUGCCGGCCUCUCUGGCACUGCUGAGCACAGUGGUGGCGGUAGAGCUGUCUUUGGUGCUGCCGGUACGCUCGACGACGUCAUCACGUACAUGCACUUGGCUACUGUGGUCUCCGCCAGCGAGUACAAAGGAGCCAGCCUGCGCUGGUGGAAUGCCGCAUGGUCUCUGGCGCGUGAGCUCAAACUGGGCCGCGAACUGCCGCCAAAUCCGCCAAGCCGGAUGCCCAACCCGAUGUCGCACCAGUACUAUCACGGCAGCCAGGCCCUGGAUGGAAACGACCUAGGUGCCGAGGAUGAGAGCGAGGACGGCAUGGUUGUCUCAGAGGAGGCACGUGAGGAGCGCCGUCGCAUUUGGUGGCUGGUCUAUCUUGUGGACCGACACCUGGCUCUGUGCUACAACCGUCCGCUUUUUCUGCUGGAUGUCGAAUGCGAAAACCUGCUGCAGCCCAUGGACGAAUCGGCCUGGCAGAACGGCAACUUUGAGAAGAACACCAGCACCAACAUCAACACAGCCACCGGUCCGGACGUCGAGAUCAACUUGGCGUCGACGCCUAAUCCCCUGCUAUCGCCUGACGAUGGCACAAGAAAGAGCGACAACAGCCCUAGCAAUUCCCGGGGCCCCACAUUCAUCUGUCGCGGCCACAGCAUCUUUGGCUUCUUCUUGCCUCUCAUGACCAUCCUCGGCGAGAUUGUCGACCUGCAUCAUCUGCGAAACCAUCCGCGCUUCGGCGUAGGCUUCCGCUCGUCGCGAGAGUGGAAAGACCAGGUCGCCCAGAUCACCCAGCAUCUCGGCAUCUACGAGCAGAGCCUUCGGGCUUUUGAGCAAGAGAACCUCAACCCUGCUGUCCUUGCUGCUGCUGCCCGAGACGAGCAGCGGCAGCAGCAGCAACAGCAGGCAGAAAGGGAAGCAGCCGAGAAGAACGGGACCAAAAACAAGACGGCUUCUGACGGCAACGCGAUUGGGUCUCCUCAGGCCGUGGACACGCCGCUAAGCCAGCAAGAUGGCUCUGCUGCCACAGCUGAUAUCGCCGCUGCCAUCUCCAAUGGCCCUGCUGCUUCUGGACCGGUUCUUUCCCCUCCCUCAUCCUCACCCUCCUCUUCUCCCUCUCCUCCGCUUCGCAUGACCGAGCUCGACAUCCAGACGUCCAUCGUCACCGCCUAUGGCACUCACGUCAUGCACGUUCUGCACGUCCUCCUGAUCGGGAAGUGGGAUCCCAUCAGCCUGCUGGACGACGACGAUCUGUGGAUCAGCUCGCCUGGAUUCAUUACCGCCACUGGCCACGCCGUCGCCGCGGCCGAGGCUAUCAGUCGUAUUCUCGAACACGAUCCGGGCCUGGAGUUCAUGCCCUAUUAUUUCGGCAUCUACCUGCUGCAGGGAUCAUUUCUGCUGCUGCUCAUCGCCGACAAGCUGCAGCUCGAGGCCAGCGCCAGCGUCACCCGCGCCUGUGAGACCAUUGUUCGUGCUCACGAGGCCUGCUGUGUGACGCUGAACACCGAGUACCAGCGCAACUUCUCGCGCGUUAUGCGCAGCGCCUUGGCGCAGACCAGCCACAGCGACGCCGACGAGAGCUACUAG